Messenger RNA from Cladocopium goreaui, 900 nucleotides. Lineage: Eukaryota; Dinophyceae; Suessiales; Symbiodiniaceae. The record is from the annotation of a GenBank genome assembly.
AUGGAAGCGUAUGACCAUUCGGUUCUAGACCAGAGUGCUGCGGAUAUCGUAGACACGGCCAAGCGGACAGGGUCGGAAGUUCACGGUCCCAUCCCGUUGCCGACGCGAAUCGAGCGGUACACGGUGUUGUCGGGUCCUCAUGUUGAUAAGAAGGCUCGUCAGCAAUUUGAGAUUCGUACGCACAAGCGGUUGAUCGACAUUGUUCAGUCGACGGCCAAGACGAUUGAAGCGCUUAACAAACUGAGUUUGCCGGCAGGUGUCGACAUCAAGAUUAAGGUAAUCCCCGUAACGGUCAUCGAGGCCGGCCCCUGUCGCGUUCUGCAGCUUCGCACCGUUGAUCGUGACGGGUACGAGGCUGUUCAGAUGGGCUUUCUUGAUAAGCCUCGGCGACUCGCCGCUCGCAGUGAUCGAGGUCAUGUGGCCAAAUUGGAUAGCCGCCGUUCGAAGCGGCGUGCUGCUGCUGGGGUUGAGCUGGCUGAAAAGCCCGAUUGCGAGCCCCAGCGAUUCAUUCGCGAAUUCCGCGGGUCGACCGAAGGUUUUGAGCUCGGUCAGGAAAUCAAGGUCGAUGCUUUCGCCGAAGUGGCGUCCGUCGACAUCACGGGUACUUCCAAGGGUCGUGGUACUGCCGGUGUGAUGAAGCGUCACAACUAUUCUGGUCAGCGUGCCACGCACGGUGUGAAGAAGGUUCACCGUCACUGUGGUUCGAUUGGAAAUAGUGCUUAUCCCUCGCGCGUCAUUAAAGGGCGACGCAUGGCGGGGCGGUACGGCGGUCAAAAGAACACCGUGCGGAACAUUAAGCUCGUGAAGGUUGAUGCUGAAAACAAUCUGCUUUUGGUUCGCGGAGCAAUCCCGGGGCCCAAUGGCGGAUAUGUGACGAUCAGCGAGACGAACAAACUGUAG